GUUUCUUUACUUAUUCAAGUUCAUCAAGACCUUUAAGUUUUUGUUAAUUUAAUCAGUUAAGUGUUUUAUAAUAAAGUAUAUUACAGACGCUAUAUUUUUUAAGAGUUACAAAUACAACUUAUAAUGAAGAGGCUGCUUUUAUAUCAUUUCCUAGAUAGAUUGGUGGUUUGUUUAAAUUAUCAAAUUAUCAAACGAAAGCUUUUUGAUAGAAAAAUCAUUCAGUACAUUAAAUUAGACUACAGAGGUACUGAAGAAAUAUUUCAGUAAAAAAAUGAAAAAUUCGAUAGCAAUGAAAUAAAUGAAUUCCCACGAAAUAAAUGAACAAAAUGAAUAGUAUUAAUAUCAAUGACCAAUUAACAACAAUUUCAGUGAAAGCAGAUUUCUUUCUUUUCAAACAAUAAGAUCGUCAGGGUCUUCCAGUCAACUUCAUAUCAGACUUAAUUUUAGUUUGAAUAAAUUUUGAGGUGAACGAACGUAGACUAUUUCAGACAUUAGGGAAAAAAUCGUUGCGCGAGAGGAAAAGCUUAAAAACAGGCAUUUCGAGACUGGCCUCGGUCUUAAAAACUAAAUCCGCGUUAUUUUGAACUAUGCAAGUUAUUUUCAACAACGACAGAAUCAGAGUGGAGAAAAGGAAGAGAAGCUGGCAGGUACAGUGACCCAGAAAGAAAUUAAUACACCAAACGAGCGACGACACAAGGGCUGCAGAGAGAAUUUUCGACGGUCAAAUGGACGCUGCAUAGAGAGGAGAAGCCUUUCUGUUCGUUCGAAAGACAGCCGCUGGUCCAGAAAAGUUGCAAUUUCCGAGCGAAUAGGCCGCUCAAUGGGUUGAAAAAGUCGAUUAACGAAGCUGACAAAGUGGUUGCUACGACCCUGCGACUCCUGACAUGUUCGUCCACCCUCGAGCAGCUAUUAAUAUUCCAAUUUAAUCGACGCUUCAUUUGGUUAUGUCCAUUACAAUCCUCUAGGUCUCUGAAGAUAACGCCUCAAAGAGGUAAACAGGGAUAUUUUAUUCGUAAUUAUGCUUGAAGAAUUUUAUGUUAUUAGACGAAAAUGGAUAAUUUAUUAAAUAAAUAAAUUUAUCAUGUGGAAGAAUUAUUCUAUUGGUAUCAUCAAAGAACUGAUCAACUUAAUAUUGUUAAUUUUAUUCGAAGUAUUUGAUGUUAUUGUGUGACGAUGGAAAAUUCGUUUUUUAAUGAAAUCAUCUUGUAAAUUCUAAAUUAUUAAAGAAUUAGCUGUACUCGAUUCUACUGACUAACGAGGAAAAUUUCUUGUUUAAAGAAAUCAUCUUGUAUCAAAAUGUCAUCGAGCAGUUGGUUCGAGAUUUAAUAAAGACUUAAUCCUAAUGACUGAGAAGAACGAUUCGUUGACAGGAAGAUUAAUUACUUGAAAUACUAUAAAAAAGUAGUAUUUUCCAUGUAUUUAAAUUCAAGUGGACCAUGUAUUCGUAUGUACUUCGAGGUCUUACGGAGCGACAUAGUUUGUGCUAACAUUGCGAAACAUAUUUUGAAUAAUAUCUAUAUCCCAACACCACUCUUAUUAUCAAUAAUAGCUGCCACAUUAAAUAUGAAAUAUAAGAAAUAAAAGAUCAAAAAAUUGAAGUAAUUGCGGAACGCCAAACCAUCAUAAAUCAUUCAAGAACAUUAGGAAAAUAACUUUUGCAAGUUGCAUCGUACGAGAGGAAAUAAUCGAUUAUUGUUUGUAGAAAAACAAAGCAUACAGGCUUCGUUUAAGACGGCUGGUUACAUAAUUUGGAGACAAUGGUUGACAUUAUUAUCGUCGGUGAGCAAAUUAGUUUCCUGAGAAGAUAAGUAUCACUGUCAUCAAAGGCGGUGCUAAGUAAACGAUUCGGCAAACGAUAACAUUCGGACGAGUUACAGUAAUUAUCUUCCGUGCAUCUGUGUUGUAGAAUAAUAUUUUUUCAACUAACAUCACGAACCAUCAGAAUUCUUCCAUUAUCUGUGGCUACGAUUGCGACAAAGAACCGAAUCCUUUUUUCAUGCACCUGUGCAAUAUCUGAUGCAUCUCAUUCCAUCUCCCCUUUUCAUGUAAUCACGUCGUGACUAUUUAUUCGACGGGCCAAAAGCGAGAGAAACAGUGUCGAGUGUCGAGAUAUCAGUGAAUAUGAAGUAUCUCCUCGUUUGCAGCGUGGUCGCUUUGCUGGGACUCUCUGUCCUUGGAGCUCCCUCGGAGUCUAGUUCCUCCAGUUCUGCCAGCCUUCACAGCGACCGAGAAAAACGCAGCCCCCAAGAUAACUCUCAAAAUUGCGGCCCACCACCGAAUGGAUCACCAUGCGGGCCACCUCCAGGAUCACCUCCAGGACCACCCCCAGGUAUGUCUCCUGACGAUAUGGCCCAAUCGGGGCACGCAAUGAUGUCUCAGUCUGGAUCCUCUGGAUUCGUGAAUGGAGAUAUGAAGAGAAGCAGAAGGGCUACUCGAGGAGGUGGAGACGGUGGUGGAGGAAGAGGGCGAGGAGGUGGUGAUAUGGGAGGUGGUAUGGGUGGUGGAUUUGGAGUUGGCAGGGGUGCUAACGUUGGUGCUGGAGGUCAACAUGGAGGUGGCAUGGAAUAAAUAAAUUCACGAACAUCAUAGCUUUAAGGUGAUAGAUAUAUGGAGUUCUAGAAAUGGUUAUGAAACUGCGGAUGUAGUGUAGAUUAGCACGUUGAAAUAAAUCAAUUGAUAAAAAAACAACUUGUCUUUGAAAUAUCAUCAACCAAA
Molecule: messenger RNA, 2715 nt
Organism: Bombus huntii
Lineage: Eukaryota; Metazoa; Arthropoda; Insecta; Hymenoptera; Apidae
Product: translation initiation factor IF-2-like
Exons: 4
Coding region: 2122-2568 (148 amino acids)
Source: RefSeq, a predicted model, not a curated record